CCACCUUGAGUCGUCGAGAACUUUGCUUCGACUUUUCGGCGAAAUGUCAUCGGGCGAUUCGUCGCUCAACAGCAAAGGCGCAAAGCCCCCCGGCGGCGGCGGCGGCGGUGGUGGUGGUACACAGACUGGCCCACAGCCGAAGCCUGCGGUGCCGACGACGUCUGUGCCUUUGACGCCGGCUACAGCGGCUGAUGUGUCGCACCCGCCCAUCAAUCGACGAACCACGACGCCCCUGCCGGGCCUCAGCACGACUGCCUCGUCAAUCCGCCGCAACCGACGCUCAGAGAACCGCUCGUACAGCGGUGGAGUUGGGGGGAGGUCCGCAUCUGCCGGCUCCAACGUGGGCAGAUCGUCUUUGCGCCGCGUGCAGUCCUACCACGGUGAAGACGAUGUUGACGAUGACGACGACGACGAUGAUGAUGUCGACGAUCUUGUGGAUGGGCCGGGCGAUGCGGCGCGACAGCUCGAGGAGUUAAGAGCGGGCAUCAUCAUGCCGGGAAUGGGUGGGAAUAGGCUUGCUGCUGCCACGCCUGAGCAGGCAACGCAGCAGCAGCAACAAUUACAACGGCAGCAACAGCAGCAGCACUUGCAACAACAACAACAACAACAACAACAGCAGCAGCAGCAAAGAGAUCACGCGGCCUCGCUCCGCCAGCAAGUCGCUCUGGCUAAUCAAGUCAGGUCGAGGGUCCCCGCUACGCUCAAGGCGAGCCUCAUCAAGCGUCCGCCUGGAGCGAGUGGGGGUGCGACGACGCCCGGAGGUGGCUCUUCGGCUGCCUCGUCUGUCGCUUCGCAAAAGACUGCAGGUUCCUCUUCGGCCUCUUCAUCUUCUUCGUCGACGGUGGCGGCUGCGAAGGGGGCGGGUGCCGGAAACAGGUACAAGGGCACGCCGGCGAGGACGACCAGGUAUUCGCUGCCUGUUCGAGCCGAGAAGCCGAUCCGGACGAGCAAGACGUCUGGCAAACACAUUGUCCUGCCGAGCGAGAGCCAGUUGGCGCCUUUGCCCGACGAGGAGGAAGAAGAGGAAGACGAUGAUGACGACGAUGAUGAUGAGGAAGAAGAGGAAGAAGAAGAGGAAACGGACGCCGAAGAGGCCGAGGCUGCUGAUGACGAGGAGGCCGACCAAGCGCUCGAUGACGAAGAGCGAGAGCAGAGAAGACAGAGGAAGGAGGCAGCUCGUCUGCAACAGAAGAAGGCCGAACCAACGAAGAAGAAGUCGGCCAUGGCCCCCACGUCUGGCUUCCAGCAGCAGCAGGGCACCGAGGGCUACCGCGUCAAGUUCCGCGACGAUGAAGAAAAGGCUCGACACGGUUUACCAUCGCCGCGGGCGACGGGGCUACCUGCGGUGCGUGGGCCUGCGCAUGCUCGGGCGCCACCCCGCGUGCCCAAGUCGACUGGACCUGCCUACCAUACGUUUGAAAGGCUGGCCCCAUCAGCGAGGAUGCACACACCUCUACCCCGCCUGACGGCCUACGCCAUUGCACCGUCAAUUCACAUUCCUACGCUCAUCGGCUUUCUGAGGAGGGAGCACGGCGUGCGGCCAAGGCUGUACGACGAGUGCGCCUACGUCGUCUACUUCAAGCCGCUUCUGCCUGGCUUUGGUCGCGCAGAAGUCAGAAGCGCACCAGAGCCGAUGGGCGGUGGCGGACCAGGCCACGAGUCGAGGAGAGAGCGUGAGAUUGUAGAGAGAGAGGAGAGCGGGUACGUGGGUAGCUACUUUGCGGCGAAGAAGGAGGACGACGAGGAGCACAUCGACGACCAGGGCUAUAUCAAGGGCGGCGAGGGCGAGGGAGACGGCGAGAACGGAAAGAGCCAGGGUGGCAACGGUGGGGCAUCGUCGGGCGGUGGCGGAGAUAAGUCGGGUGAGCGAAAAGAUGGUGGCGAGGUCACAGAGACAGAGGGCGAGACGGAGAGGGAGGAUGGCGGCAGCAGCAAGAGACGUGACUCUCGAGCAGAGGCGAGCGAGGCGAGCGAGACGGAGCUCGACAUUGAGACGGACAGGGAGCUGCUGCAGCGACGAUACAGCAGCAGCAGCAGUGCCGACAGUCAGCUCGACGAGCGACUGACAAAAGUCUCGGACGUCGAGGGUGAAGAAAGCGGCCUUGCCACGCCAAGGGCGCUCAAGCCGCAGCGUUCCCUCGACGAUGAGUUGGAAAGGCACCUGCGUGAAAAUAUUAGCGACUUUGAAGCUUCGUCGCCCCCCAGCCAUGGUCUCGAUGCUAAGGCUUCGUCCUCGUCCUCGUCGAAUUCUUCUUCGCCGGCGGCUAUGAAGCAAGGAGAAGGAAUCAUGUCAGCAGAUGUGGCUGGCGCCAUGGAUCUCCAGCAUCAGCAGCACCUCCAGGAGCAGGGCGAACAGAUGGACCUUCCACUACCGCAUGGAAUCACCUCCCAAGAGGCUAGCCCGACACUUGUGACUUCGUCACGCUGGGAGCAGGACAACAACGUGGGCCAAUCGCGAUCAAACGAGUCCAAGAACUGGGGCGAUUCCGAACAGAGUCAACAGCAGCGUCGAUCGGAUGGGUCCGGUGGCGCCGAGGGAGAGCGGUCCUCGAAGAGAAGAAGGCGAAUCGUGCGCAAGUCGAGGAGGAUGCCGAACAAGGCUUCGCACAAUCACGACACAAGUCCAAACAUGGCCACCUCACAGUCGAUUCUCGAGGCACUCCAGACGGCCGAGCUCAUCAUCCUUCCUUAUGGCGUGCUGGUCAUGUACAACCUCUCGUUGCAGGAGGAGCGGAGCAUCAUCAACGAUGUUCUCUCGUCUGGGUGCGUCCGCGGAGGCGCUCCCCUGCACGCUGCCGACGACGAGGAGACAGAGGCCUUCCACUUCUGCUACGAUCCCACCGUGCCGGCGCCGAGAAUCUUCAACGACUUUUUCACCUUCCGAGCCUCCAACCAUCUGCUCAAGCUGAGCCUGGCCCACGCCAUUGCCCAGAGCACCAAGCUGUCCGUCUUCGAGGAGUCGAUGCAGCGGACGCUCGAGCUCACGAGCCACAUUCCCAAGGAGCUGGCCUCAUCCGGCGAGCUCAAGCUCAAGCGGCGCGAGGCCCUCCGGCUCACGGGCCGCCUCUUCAAGCUCCGCGUCGACGUGAACCUCACCUCCAACGUCCUCGACACGCCAGAGCUGUUCUGGAGCGAGGCAAGCCUCAAGGCGCUGUACGAUGCCAUCCGAGAGUACCUCGAAAUCGACCAGCGCGUCGAGAACCUCAACGAGCGCCUGGCCGUGGGCAACGAUCUGCUCGAGGUCAUCCAUGACCACUUGGGAUCGCAGUCGAUGAACCAGAUGUGAGUGCC
Acaromyces ingoldii is the source of this 3291-nucleotide messenger RNA. Its product is annotated as DUF155-domain-containing protein. The coding region runs from base 44 to 3286 and encodes 1080 amino acids. The record is from RefSeq and is a predicted model, not a curated record. The transcript has a single exon. NCBI's taxonomy places the organism in Eukaryota, Fungi, Basidiomycota, Exobasidiomycetes, Exobasidiales, Cryptobasidiaceae.